Molecule: messenger RNA, 677 nt
Organism: Racocetra persica
Lineage: Eukaryota; Fungi; Glomeromycota; Glomeromycetes; Diversisporales; Gigasporaceae
Source: the annotation of a GenBank genome assembly
CAUUAUCUUAUGGAAAGCAACGUGCAAUACGUGAAUUAGAUUAUCUAAACGCCGGAAAAAUAUUUCUAUCAUUUAAGAAUCGUUUCUGGGAAAAAUCUCCACUCGAAACUGGUGGUUUACAGACGACCUCUAAUGUUGGCAUUGUCGGCGGAACUUCGUCAACUGACCUUCCUGUUCGUACUGUUGUCUAUCCUUCAUAUUAUCAAGGUCUGCCAACAAAUGGCUCUGGGGUUCUAUUAGCUUCCUAUACGUGGGGUAAUGAUGCUGCAAAGUAUGCUCCGUAUACUGAAGAAGAACGUUUUGAACUUGCUUUAAAAGAUAUAGUGACCCUUCAUGGAGAAAUAGCAAGAAAAGAAUGGAUUUCUGGUAAAGAGAAUAAUAAGGCUCAUUAUUGGACAAAUGAUAAAACUGUUGUUGGAGGGGCUUACGCUAAAUAUGGACCCGGACAAUUGGAAUUUUUGAUGGGAGCGAUGAUGAGACCUGAAGAUUGUAUACACUGGGCCGGCGAGCACACUGAUAUACAUAAUGCUUGGAUUGUUGGCGCUUUUAAUUCUGGUGUUAGAGUAGUUAAAGAAAUAUUACAAGAAAAUUUGAUGAAUGAUAAAUGGUUGAAAUUAAAAGACAUGAGAUUAUUAAAAUAUUGGAAUGGAAAUCUCGAUGCUUAUGCUGGUUAUUGA